Molecule: messenger RNA, 531 nt
Organism: Triticum dicoccoides
Lineage: Eukaryota; Viridiplantae; Streptophyta; Magnoliopsida; Poales; Poaceae
Exons: 7
Coding region: 1-531 (176 amino acids)
Source: RefSeq, a predicted model, not a curated record
AUGGAAGAUUAUGUCGGUAUUUGCCGCUCAUCCGUCAAAUGGGGUAAAAUAUCUUCCCGAGGAGCAUUUCAAGCAAUUAAGAUUGCUGCUACUAGCUUUCCCAAGAUCACUCCUACUUUAGCUUACAAUGGCUUUGAUGAGUAUAAAGAGCGCAUUUGCUAUUAUCAUACUUGGUUUAAGGAGUAUGAUCGUUUGUACUUUGAGAUUUGGCGGCGUGUCACAAAGGGAACGAGUUUCAGAAAGGCUAUGGAGGAUGUUUGCAAGAUGAACAAGUUUCCAGUACGACAAGGUUUAAUGCAAACUGCCCUGGACCAUGAGUACACCAUGACGUUGAUGGAAGAGGACUUCCAUACCUGCACGGCAGCCAUUCGCCCUGGAGUUAAAGAGGAUAAAGCUAAGGAGUUGAUCGCAGGCGGAGUUAAAAAGCUGGUUAAUAUGCCCAAGUCCUAUGAGGAUUAUAUUAGAAAAAAGAUAGAGAUUGCAUGCAUUAUUGGAAUUCUUCCUUCCGAGAAGACUGAGGCAACAGUAUAA